Messenger RNA from Homalodisca vitripennis (glassy-winged sharpshooter), 1498 nucleotides. RefSeq lists its product as uncharacterized. The record is from RefSeq and is a predicted model, not a curated record. NCBI's taxonomy places the organism in Eukaryota, Metazoa, Arthropoda, Insecta, Hemiptera, Cicadellidae. The coding region runs from base 74 to 1165 and encodes 363 amino acids. The transcript is spliced from 9 exons.
UUAAUUAAUUCAUACUUUAUUCAAGGUUACUUUAAUAACAGCCUAAUUACACAUUUAGUUAAAAGACAAAUUUAUGUUUUCAGAACACAGGUUCAGUACGCAGCAUGUGGUUGAAGAGAAAAAAGCUACUCCUGUCCCUCAAUUUGAGGUACCAAACAGUACACAUGUGUACGAGGAUGAAAAAAUGGAUAUAGAUUUGGUUGUGGAUGAAUUAGAACCAAAUCAGGACCUGCCUACAACAAAUAUAAAAGAAAGCUGCAACAUCUCGUCUGAUAACAGUGAUGUUCCACUUCUGCAGAACAAUCUACACUCUCACCUACAGGAACUUAUGGUGGAUUUGCAGGCAUUCCUACAUGCAGUACUGGAUGAAGCUUUACAAAAUCUUUAUGGAGAUUUAAAGCAUCAUGCCAAUAAUAUUAGGCUCAGUUGGACACCGAUAAACUACAUUGUUGAAACAAGCAAGAGAUGGUCCAUGAUUUCAUCUCAUCCUAUCACACCCAGGAUACGUGACAUUUUCUCUAAAAUUAUUGCUUCAGUGAAAAAGUAUAGAAGUGCUAGAGAAGACUUUACUGUUGCUGAUGUAGUUAGUACUUUCUCACUCUGCGAAGAUUUAGCGAACUUAUUUGCCAAGAAAUACACAAAGUCUACAGACAUUUUCUUAACAAACCUUCAAAAUCAUAGAGAAGAAUGGGAGGCUGACUACAAAAGUAGCUUGUCGAUGUUGAGUGUGGACUCCAACUCUGUAGAGAACGAUCUUUCGAUCCAGCCAGUAGAUCUGGCUCUACAGAACAUCAAAAACUGCCUUCGUACAGACUAUGAAGAUUGGAAAGAACGAGUUGAGAGCGGAAAUGCCAGUGAUGUGGACUCCUUAACUCUUUUUUAUGAAAACAUCGCAAAUUUUGUGGUAACAUUGAAAAGAAUUCUUGGGACAGAAAAUCCCAAAACCUUUACCAUUACUAGUGAGAUAGUUAUUCGUCUACACAAGGCAGUGACAUGUUUCUCUGAUGCACAAGGAAAUAAAUUUGGAUUUGAUUGCACUGUAGAAAAUGUUCUGGAAUUGCUACAAGACAAUUCUUACAGAAAAAACUUGGAGCAAUCGUUAGAUAGCUUUAUAAAAUUAGAAAAACAAGUUGAUGGACUACUUGAUAUCAUUGAUGACCUAUAGUUUGUUUGCAAAGUCCUGGAAAUUAAUUUUUCAGGUUUAUGAUGUGAUCUUCUUUUCCAAUGAUUGUGCAUGAAUCUCCAACAGUGUACAUUUUAGUUUAGUAAAAGCAUUUUAGUUGUUAUAGUGAUAUGAAAAAUAUCUGUAAAUAGACUUGUAUAUUUGUACAGUGUUUAGUACCUAGUAAUUUAAUGUAAUAUUUUAGUAUUGGGAAAAUGUUUCUAUUUUGCUACCUCAGAGUGAACAUAACUGUUUUUUAAAUAGAAUUUUCUGCAUUGUAAAUAAAUAUUUUAAUGCGAGUUACAUUUUUAAUUUAAUAAAAAGUAUGUAAAUCUU